Molecule: messenger RNA, 453 nt
Organism: Adineta steineri
Lineage: Eukaryota; Metazoa; Rotifera; Eurotatoria; Adinetida; Adinetidae
Source: the annotation of a GenBank genome assembly
AUGGCUGUUGUUGAACAUUAUAUAAAUGACAACGAGAAUAAUAUCGAUUCAUCAUCUUUGUUUUUAUCUCAAAUAGGUUACCGAGUGGGAUAUUCACUUAGUGAAAGAUUAUCAAAAGAAAGUCCACGUUAUCGCGAUGAAUUAGAUACAAUUAAAUAUCUUUGCAAAGAACUUUGGAUUUGUUUAUUUAAAAAACAAGUUGAUAAUUUACGAACAAAUCAUCAAGGUGUUUAUGUUAUACAUGAUGGACGUUUCCGUUUAUUACAACAAACAUUAUUAACAAUGAACAAACCAAUUGAUGAUACUAAUCGAUUACAUCAAUUGUAUAUAGCGUAUUCAACUGGUUUAAUACGAGGUAUUUUAACAAAUAUGGGUUAUCCAUGUCGCGUUACUGCUGAGAUCGCAGAGUUUGGUGUGAAAUUUCAAAUCGAAAUGAAUUCAACAGUUGGAUAA